Messenger RNA from Bicyclus anynana (squinting bush brown), 1679 nucleotides. RefSeq lists its product as uncharacterized. Bases 149 to 1234 code for a protein of 361 amino acids. NCBI's taxonomy places the organism in Eukaryota, Metazoa, Arthropoda, Insecta, Lepidoptera, Nymphalidae. The record is from RefSeq and is a predicted model, not a curated record. The transcript is spliced from 2 exons.
CGCAAAACUCGCUCAAUCCCAACUUUUAGCAUUUAGAGGGGCAUGGCAUAGCGAAAGUGCUACCAAAUAAACAACUAUAAAAACACAGGGCACCGCCAACUUAGCAUCCAGUACGAAUCCCGACUCCAACCACCGCUCAAGAGGCAUUAUGAAGACGAUCUAUUUAGUUUUCCUGCUGAUAGCAGCAGUGGCUGCCAGCGAGAAAAAGUCAAUAGAAAAGAAGGAGGGCCUCGAAAAGAAGUUGGACAAACGCGGUCUCUUGAACCUCGGCUACGGCUACGGCAUCAGCGGACUCGACGUCGGCUACAUCGGCAGCGGCCACGGCAUCGGCGGUGCUUACAACUUCAUCGAUGAGGGAUCCCUAGGUCACUCCGGAUACGGCAUCGACCUCGGACACCGCACCGACGUCACCAGAACCGUCACACUCGUCAAAGGAGUUCCAUACGCUGUGCCCGUCGACAGACCAGUACCCUACCCAGUCGAGAAACACGUCCCCUACCCCGUAAAGGUCCCAGUACCCCAGCCCUACGAAGUCGUCAAACAUGUGCCCGUCCACGUCAAGGAAUACGUCAAAGUCCCCGUACACGUACCCGCCCCGUACCCAGUUGAAAAGAAGGUGCCCUACCCCGUCCACGUCCCCGUAGACAGGCCCUACCCCGUCAAAGUGUUGGUGCCCCAGCCUUACCCCGUUGAGAAGCACGUCCCUUACCCCGUUAAGGUGCCCGUCCCUCAACCCUACCCUGUUGAGAAACACGUGCCAUACCCCGUCGAAGUCAAGGUGCCCGUGCCUCAGCCCUACCCAGUCAUUAAACACGUCGGCGUUCCCGUCAAAGUGCCCGUAGACAGGCCUUACCCCGUGCACGUGCCCGCUCCCUACCCCGUCGAGAAGCCCGUGCCAUACCCCGUGCACGUCGAGAAACCCGUCGCCGUCCCCGUCCACGUCCCCGUAGACAGGCCUUACCCCGUCCACGUAGAGAAGCCCGUAGCCGUGCCCGUUAAGGUGCCAGUCCCAGAGCCUUACCCAGUCUACAAACACAUCCCCUAUGAGGUAGAAAGGCCCGUGCCCGUCCCAGUCAAGGUGCCCGUCGACAGGCCUUACCCCGUGCACGUAGACAGGCCUUACCCCGUCCACGUAGAGAAGCCAGUCCCAGUCCCAGUGAAGGUCCCAGUGCUGGUCAGCGAGCACGACCACGGCAGCCACUACAACUUCGGAGGCUCCUACUACGAACACUAGGCUAAUUACUCUAGUUUGUUAGUUUAUUAUUCGCCAAUGUCACGCUAUUUAUAUCUCGUCAUGCAAAGAUUUAAAUCGUUAGAUAAUAGUUUCACGAACGCCAAAUCCAUCCAUCACGAAGCAUUAUCGUGAAAUUAAUUCACCCAUCAACAAAUACGGAACUUUUCAUAAUUUAGGAUCUCAUACCUGUUGAUUCUGCAAAUGAAAGCAGUGACAAUUUGAUUAGUGCCAGAGGCUAUCUACGAUUGAAAUCUUUGUCGCCAAGCAGCGGCCGGGACACCAGCAAAAUUUCUAUUGACUAUUUAUACUGUCCUUCUAUGAUAAUUCACGUCAUAUAAGCGUACAGAAGGUACGCGAGCACGUGUAUGUUGUGAUUCAAAGGUUACCAUUAAUAGGUUUAAGUCGACUGUAAUAUACGAAAUAAAUAAAAAAAUAAGAUAAUAAA